CACUGACGGUUCCGAAUCGCCCACAUUGGCUGAAUCCGAUGCAGAUGGUCACGACAAGCCACGCGUUAAAUAUGGUGAAUUAGUUAUAUUGGGCUACAAUGGUUAUUUGCCACAGGGCGAUCGCGGCCGAAGACGUUCCAAGUUUGUCCUGUACAAACGCAGUGAACCCAGUGGUGUCAAACGUUCCAAACACUACAUUGUCCAAUCGCCACAAACAUCAAAAGCCAUACUCGAUGCCAAUCAACAUUCAAUAUCGUACACAUUAUCUCGCAAUCAAGCUGUCAUAGUCGAAUACAAAGAGGAUACGGAAACGGAUAUGUUUCAGGUUGGCCGCUCUUCAGAAUCACCCAUAGAUUUUGUGGUUAUGGACACACUGCCCGGUGACAAGAAAGAUGCAAAAGUAAUGCAGAGUACAAUAUCACGUUUUGCAUGUCGCAUUCUGGUCAAUCGAAGUGAACCCUCAAAAGCGAGAAUAUUUGCAGCCGGCUUCGAUUCGAGUAGGAAUAUUUUCUUGGGUGUAAGUAUGUAA
Molecule: messenger RNA, 529 nt
Organism: Musca vetustissima
Lineage: Eukaryota; Metazoa; Arthropoda; Insecta; Diptera; Muscidae
Product: protein pellino-like
Exons: 3
Biological process (GO): regulation of Toll signaling pathway; protein polyubiquitination
Molecular function (GO): ubiquitin protein ligase activity; protein binding
Source: RefSeq, a predicted model, not a curated record